This is a messenger RNA of Diospyros lotus (date-plum), 3464 nucleotides long. Its product is annotated as calcium-dependent mitochondrial ATP-magnesium/phosphate carrier protein 2-like. Bases 406 to 1929 code for a protein of 507 amino acids. Gene Ontology annotation, molecular function: ATP transmembrane transporter activity; calcium ion binding. Gene Ontology annotation, biological process: transmembrane transport. The transcript is spliced from 4 exons. Lineage: Eukaryota; Viridiplantae; Streptophyta; Magnoliopsida; Ericales; Ebenaceae. The record is from RefSeq and is a predicted model, not a curated record.
GGCCUGGCGUCCAAUUCAUAUCCACACCUUUUUCACGCCGAUGCCUUCCGUUUCCCACCACUAACAGUGAGGCCCUGUUUGGGGCGUCUGGAAUCCGUCACUCUCUCUCUCUCUUCGCCAGCCUGCCUCUGUCAAGCCCGUCUAUCACUUCGGAGAAGACCCGCUUAGCUCCGACUCGGUCUCUUCUCGUCUUUCUUUGACUCCCCGAACCGGGUCAAAUACCCGGAUCUUUCCUUUUCGUGGGAAGAUCCGCUCAAAUAUUCUCCUCCCCCGUGCACUGUUCGCGUUCUUUCUCAACUUCGGAAUCAAAUCAUUUCCAUUUCGACGUGGGUUUUGCUGGGUGUCCGAUAAAUUCUAGAUCUGUUCCCAUUCGGCCCUCCAAAAUCCGUGGUGGUUUUUUGGAGGAUGUCCGGGGCUGGUCCGGCCGUGGAGCACGUGAAUUUUCCGGCGAUGACGGCGGCGGAGGACCACCAGAAGGGGCGGCGCGCCGGCUGCUGCAACCCGGUGAGGAAGCCGGGUCCGGUGUCAAUGGACCACGUGCUGUGCGCAUUGCAAGAGACCAAGGAAGAGAGGGAAACGAGGAUUCGGAGCUUGUUCAAUUUCUUCGAUGCGCAGAAUGCUGGGUUUUUGGACUACAAGCAGAUAGAGUUGGGGCUGUCGGCGCUGCAAAUUCCGGCGGAUUACAAGUACGCUAAGGACUUGUUUGGUGUGUGUGAUGCGGAUAAGGAUGGGAGGGUUGAUUAUCAGGAGUUUAGGAGGUACAUGGAUCAUAAGGAGCUCGAGCUUUAUCGGAUUUUUCAAGCGAUUGAUGUCGAGCACAAUGGCUGCAUUUUGCCCGAGGAGCUGUGGGAUGCUCUUGUUAAGGCUGGGAUACAGAUAGAUGAUAAUGAACUUGCACGUUUCGUUGAGCAUGUUGAUAAGGAUAAUAAUGGAAUUAUAACUUUUGAAGAAUGGAGAGAUUUUCUUUUGCUGUAUCCCCACGAGGCAACCAUUGAGAACAUUUAUCAUUACUGGGAAAGAGUAUAUCUUGUAGAUAUCGGGGAGCAGGCUGUUAUUCCUGAAGGCAUCAGUAAGCAUGUUAAUGCAACUCAAUAUCUGCUUGCAGGUGCAGUGGCUGGAACUGUUUCUCGUACUGCAACUGCUCCUCUUGAUCGCCUGAAGGUCGUUAUGCAAGUACAGACUACACAUGCUUCUGUAGUUUCUGCAAUUAAGAGCAUAUGGAAGGAAGGAGGUUUCUUGGGGUUUUUUCGAGGUAAUGGGUUAAACGUUCUGAAGGUUGCACCUGAAAGUGCCAUCAAGUUUUAUGCUUAUGAGACAUUCAAAAAUAUCAUUGGAGCUCAAGGGAAGGAUGAUAUAGGCACUGCUGGGCGACUUCUUGCUGGUGGCAUGGCUGGUGCUGUGGCACAAACAUCUAUCUAUCCUGUAGAUCUUGUGAAAACUCGAUUGCAGACUUUUGCUUGUGAAGGUGGGAAGGCUCCCAAGUUGACUAAACUGUCUGUGGACAUUUGGGUCCAGGAAGGACCUAGAGCCUUUUAUAGAGGGCUUUUCCCGUCUCUUCUUGGGAUAAUCCCUUAUUCUGGCAUAGACUUUGCUGCCUAUGAGGCCUUAAAGGACAUGUCAAAGAGAUACUUCCCUCAGGACACUGAACCUGGACCUCUUGUGCAUCUGGGAUGUGGGAUGGUUUCAGGAGCUGUUGGAGCAACGUGUGUUUACCCUUUGCAGGUUAUCCGAACAAGGCUGCAAGCUCAGCGCUGUAAUUCCCCUACUGCUUACAGCGGAAUGUCGGAUGUCUUUCGGAGGACUCUUCAGCAUGAAGGCUGGAGAGGUUUAUAUAAAGGACUUAUCCCUAAUCUUCUAAAAGUUGUGCCAUCAGCAAGCAUAACAUACAUUGCUUAUGAAGCCGUGAAAAAGCAUCUAAGUCUUAGCUAGGUGAUACUGCAACCCGGCUUAAUGGCUUCUUGUCGCUGAAAGUUGAAAGUAAUAGCAGUGCUGACGACGACGAUAUAAAGAAUAAGAUUAGUAGAUUGCUAAUCGAAUAGUAGAUAAGUUUUUUUUGUGUCAUAUAAUAGAUCAAACUUCCCUUAAUGAAAUGCACAAAGGUUCUCAUACACCAUGUCAGUUUCCUGAGGUUUACAUGAACUAUUUAGGCGGAAAAUUUCACUGUAAUUCAAAUGAUAAUUGUUUGUCAGAUGAAAGGGUACAAUUCUUCGAGUAUUUUUGUUCUCUGUCAAAUGAAUACAACAGAUGCAGGGCCUCUGUGUCUAUCUCUGCUAUCUCAUUUUCCAGCAGCCUGUCUUUUGGCAUGUGAUGUAUUCUUUUCUGUGGCCGCCUUGAUCAACUAUCUGGACAUGCCCUUUUUGUAUACUAUUUCUUGUUGCAUAUGGGUCCUCACUCAGUGGGAUUAAGGCUUGUGAUAAUUAUUAUUAUUUUGAUGCUUAAUAUUGGAAUUUGCUUAAAUGGGAGUGCGAUUUUGUUCAACCUGGGAUAAAAAAAGUCAUUUUGGUCUCCCUCCUUUCCCACCACCCAUUUCUCUCGUUUCUUCUGCGGUUGACUCGCCGACUGUUGCCUCACCGACCCGCUACUCACCUCUUUGCCUUGCCGCUGCUCGCCGCCUCUCCUCGCCUCGCCAACCCGCCGCUGCUUGCUACCUCGCCUCGCCGUUUCUCUCUCCUCUCUCUCUUUUCUCCCGCCGCUUUGCCAUCGCCUCUUUGCCUCGCCGCUGGGCAGCGGGUCGGCGAGGUGGCGAGCAGCAUUCGGUGAGUCGACGACGGGAGGAAGGAGAGAGAGGAGAGAGAAACGGGUUGGUGGGUAGGGAAGGAAGUUCAAAAUGAUGUUUUUACCCCAGGGUGAACAAAAUCGCACUCGGAGGCUGAGACUGACAUUUGCACCGAACCCAGAACGCGGGAGAGUCUCGUGCACUGGUUCAUUGAUUUGUGUUUAUUGGUAUUUGUUGGAUGUCCGUAUUUUCUGCAGCUUACCAGAUUUUCAGAUGAAUGGAGCUGGGGUUUUCUUAUACAAGCAGCGGUAAAGAACUACCGUGUAGGGGUGUGUGCUUAGUUUGGUUUAAACGAUUAAAACCAAAUUGAACUUGGUUAGAUUGGUUUGGCUUGUUAAUCUUGCGAAAGAUGGUUUAUGGUUUGGUUUAUGGUUUGUGGUUUGGCUUGUUAAUCUUGCGAAAGAUGGUUUAUGGUUUGGUUUAUGGUUUGUAACUGUCAAGUCUGCUUUGCAGUAAUAAGGGUCAGUUUUAGGCAGAAAACGUGUAUGUGAAGGGGAAAUGGAAGUUGCAGACGUGAACAGAUGUAAAACAUAAAGGAAGAGAAGAAGCUGCUGCCAGUUAUGGCAUUAACACAAGUGAUGUUAAUUAUGUAGAGUACAGACAAAAGCACACAAACUCAAUGAGCAAGAACGGCGUUACAAAAAUGAAAACUGGAAGAAAGGCAUUGCCUUCCCUUUGCCUCUUUGAC